This is a messenger RNA of Penicillium canescens, 1404 nucleotides long. RefSeq lists its product as uncharacterized. The transcript has a single exon. The record is from RefSeq and is a predicted model, not a curated record. The coding region runs from base 1 to 1404 and encodes 467 amino acids. NCBI's taxonomy places the organism in Eukaryota, Fungi, Ascomycota, Eurotiomycetes, Eurotiales, Aspergillaceae.
AUGGAGCUGGCACUCCCCAAUGACGUAUUACUCCUGGUUGGCGAGCAGCUGGAACAGAAAGCAGACAGUUGGAAUCUUGUCUUCGUCUCUCGUCACUUUCAUGACUUGUUUCUGUCGUUUGUUUACCGCAGAGUUUCUCUGCGCAACUGGAACGAUGCCAGCUCGUUUCUACACGCCAUACUCAACCGACCAGUUCUCGCGCGCGCCGUCCGGGAGCUGGACUUGAAGGACUGGCAUGCGAAGGGUCUCUCCGAGUAUCAGCGUAAAAAAAUUACAGAGUCAACACAUUUGAAGGAAUGGAUACACGUCGUAUCACACUCGGACACCGAGAGUCAGCAAUGGACUGAGGAUCUCGGACAAGGCCUGGGAGAUGCAUGGGCUGCGUUGAUACUUCCGCUAUUGAGUCAACUGAGAAAACUUCAGCUUGCCUACGCCAGCACGUCUCCUUGGUUAGAUCGCAUCAUGCAGAGAGCCAUCCAGUGCGAAAGGCCCUUUGUUAUCCAGCCGCCGUUUAAGUGCCUGCAAGAGGUUUCCCUCCAUCACCGGAAUGAUCUCGAUCGUGAUGACACCUGGGGUGCGAGAGAAGAACACCAAUCAGCAUCAGCUCUUCUCAUGCCAUUCUUCAGUUUGCCAUCUGUCCGUGUCAUAACCGCAAACGCGGUUGUGGAUCCCAGCACCGCGAUCACAUCUCCCGAGCAAAUGACGCAGAACCUAAGGGUCGGCUUCUCUUCAAUCACUGAGAUUGACCUGCGUUCAAGUAGUGGCAACCAUGGCAUGGAGGCCUUAGUUUCCUCGUGUGCAGCCCUCAAGUCUUUCAAGUAUCAGCACUCGGAUUCACACGUCCUUUCUCAUGGAUAUCAGCCCUCGGCUUUCUAUCGCUCGCUAGCCCAUAGCAAGAAGAGUCUUCAGACACUGUGGCUGGAUCACUAUGGCAGUCAUUUCCCAUUCACCGCUGGUGGGCUUAAUCAAUCACACGAUGAAUGGUUUGGAUCGCUGGCCGAUUUCACUGCACUGCGGGAACUGCGCGUGCGAUUGCCGAACCUACUGGAUAUUCGAUACCAAAACGAACCAUCCACGCCACUAUUAGAAUGUCUUCCCUCAUCGCUAGCGACGCUGUACAUUGAAGGCUGUGAGGAGCGAAAUCUGGGGAUGCUAGUCUCUCAAUUGCAAAUUGUGAUCAAGAACCGACGAACGCGGUUCCCAGGGCUCAAUCGCAUCGAUAUUGAGGGUGCGUUCCAAAACGUCAGGUCUGACGACGAUGGCACUACCACCAGUCCCGGGCCAGCAAUCUCCGAUGGUGUAAUCAAGGAUAAGAUAUUUCAGGCUGCCGAGCCGUUGCAUAUUGAUUGUUCCAAUGCUGGCAUGGAAUUGUAUCUCCAUGAUCGCACCCUUUUCACCUUUUGA